AUGGAUGUUGAUCCAUCUUGCGGGUUCUGCGGCCAGGACAUGGAAACGGUGGAGCAUAUUUUCCUCCGCUGCCCGAUUGUUGUAGCUGUCUGGUAUGGGUCUCCACUAGCUUUGCGGGUGGAGAGGUACCCGACGUUCCAUCAGUUUUGGGGAGACAUUCUACGGAUUGAUGAUGAAGAAGUGGUGGCCAUGGUCCAGUGUGUGCUAUACCAGCUAUGGGAGGCUAGGAACCGGAGUGUUUUUAACCAGCAACAUGUGAGCAUCAAUCAGCUUACUCAGAAGGUUGGGGCUUUCGCUAGUGCUGCGAUUGGAGUGGUUUCUCAUCCCCAGUCGCGUCAGGUGGCUACUGUUUGGAAGAGGCCAGCAUUGGACCAGAUCAAGAUUAAUUGUAAUGCAUCCUUUCGAGCUCCAACAGACGUGGGUCUAGGCAUGGUGGCGCGGAACUCGAAUGGGGAGGUCAUGACUUCUGCAACAUCAUCUUCUUGCUCUGUUUUAUCGUCUCUUCUUGCUGAAGCUUCAUGUCUCCGUUGGGCUAUGUCACUAGCUAUUGACUUGGGGUUCCGACAAGUGUUUUUUGAGGUUGAUUGUCUACAACUAUUCAAGGCUUGGAGGGCAGGAGUAGCUGGGAGGAACUAUUUGGCUACUUGA
Lotus japonicus is the source of this 648-nucleotide messenger RNA. RefSeq lists its product as uncharacterized. Gene Ontology annotation, molecular function: nucleic acid binding; RNA-DNA hybrid ribonuclease activity. The record is from RefSeq and is a predicted model, not a curated record. The coding region runs from base 1 to 648 and encodes 215 amino acids. NCBI's taxonomy places the organism in Eukaryota, Viridiplantae, Streptophyta, Magnoliopsida, Fabales, Fabaceae. The transcript has a single exon.